AUGGCCCCAAAAGCUGAAAAGAAACCUGCCGCUAAGAUCCCAGCCGAGAAGAAGCCAGCUGCUAAGAAGACUGCCUCCUCCACCGAUGGCCCAAAGAAGAGAUCUAAGACCAGAAAGGAGACUUACUCUUCUUACAUCUACAAGGUGUUGAAGCAGACCCACCCAGACACCGGUAUUUCCCAGAAGGCCAUGUCCAUCAUGAACUCUUUCGUCAACGAUAUCUUUGAGAGAAUCGCCACCGAAGCCUCCAAGUUGGCUGCCUACAACAAGAAGUCCACCAUCUCUGCCAGAGAAAUCCAGACCGCCGUCAGAUUGAUCUUGCCAGGUGAGUUGGCCAAGCACGCCGUCUCCGAAGGUACCAGAGCCGUCACCAAGUACUCUUCCUCCUCCGCUUAAGUUCGGACCAUGGUUGAUAUGUAACAUACUUCGCGGUAAU
This is a messenger RNA of Babjeviella inositovora NRRL Y-12698, 436 nucleotides long. RefSeq names its product histone H2B (gene HTB1). Gene Ontology annotation, biological process: nucleosome assembly. The record is from RefSeq and is a predicted model, not a curated record. Lineage: Eukaryota; Fungi; Ascomycota; Pichiomycetes; Serinales. Gene Ontology annotation, molecular function: DNA binding; protein heterodimerization activity; structural constituent of chromatin. Gene Ontology annotation, cellular component: nucleosome. The transcript has a single exon. The coding region runs from base 1 to 396 and encodes 131 amino acids.